Molecule: messenger RNA, 1599 nt
Organism: Populus trichocarpa (black cottonwood)
Lineage: Eukaryota; Viridiplantae; Streptophyta; Magnoliopsida; Malpighiales; Salicaceae
Product: mitochondrial phosphate carrier protein 3, mitochondrial
Exons: 6
Coding region: 198-1292 (364 amino acids)
Biological process (GO): mitochondrial phosphate ion transmembrane transport
Cellular component (GO): mitochondrial inner membrane
Molecular function (GO): phosphate transmembrane transporter activity
Source: RefSeq, a predicted model, not a curated record
CAAAGGAAGGGCAGCCCUUUGAAAAACUUUCUGGCGCUCCAAACACUUCGUUUCUCUCCAGCCACAUUUUCUCCUUAUUUCCCCCCUUUAAACAGGACCAACACUAGCUCCAUUUUCUCCUCAAAGCCAUAGAGAGACAGAGAUACAAAACCAACAAAGAGAAAAAAAGAACAAUCCAACGAAAAAAAUUGUUUCAAAUGGCCAAGAACAACAAUUCUUGUCAAUCUUUGAUCCCAAGCUUUCUUUACUCUUCUUCCGCUGGCUCCAGUUAUAAUGGAGGAGUGCCGCACCUCCUGCAACAGUCUAAGCUUUCACCAUCAUCCAACAGUGGUGAUCAUGGAGUGCUGUCAAAGAACUUUGCCAUACCAGCACCUUCGGAGAAGAUAGAGAUGUUCUCACCAGCUUAUUAUUUGGCUUGUACUGCUGGUGGGAUUUUUAGCUGUGGACUCACUCACAUGACUGUCACUCCUCUUGAUCUUGUCAAGUGCAAUAUGCAGAUUGACCCAUCAAAGUACAAGAGCAUUACUUCAGGAUUUGGAGUAUUGCUCAAGGAGCAGGGAGUUAGAGGUUUCUUUAGAGGAUGGGUUCCUACCUUGCUUGGUUAUAGUGCGCAGGGUGCUUGCAAAUUUGGAUUCUAUGAGUUCUUUAAGAAGUACUACUCAGAUAUGGCUGGCCCUGAAUAUGCAGCCAAGUACAAGACCUUGAUUUAUCUUGCUGGUUCAGCAUCUGCUGAAUUAAUUGCUGAUGUUGCUCUCUGCCCUAUGGAGGCAGUGAAAGUUCGUGUCCAAACUCAGCCUGGUUUUGCUAGGGGCUUGGCAGAUGGCAUGCCAAAGUUUCUCAGAUCUGAAGGUUAUUCUGGGUUAUACAAAGGGCUUGUUCCUCUUUGGGGACGUCAGAUUCCAUAUACAAUGAUGAAAUUUGCGUCCUUUGAGACUAUUGUGGAGCAACUAUACAAGAAUGUCAUCCCAACACCAAAAGACCAGUGCAGCAAAAAUUUGCAGCUUGGAGUCAGCUUUGCUGGUGGAUACCUUGCUGGUAUACUCUGUGCUAUUGUCUCACACCCUGCUGACAACCUGGUGUCUUUCCUCAACAGUGCCAGGGGGGCGACUGCUGGUGAUGCCAUCAGGCAGCUAGGUUUAUGGGGUCUCUUUACCCGCGGCCUUCCUCUCCGAAUUGUCAUGAUAGGAACACUUACAGGAGCACAAUGGGGUAUCUAUGAUGCAUUUAAAGUGUUUGUUGGCCUACCAACUACUGGUGGUGCUGCUCCUGCUCCAGCUGUUGCAAAGCCUUAAAUUUCGAGCUUACCGGUGAACAAGUAUAUCACCCUCCUAAGGGUUUCUUUUUGAUGGACAAAUAAUAGUUGGUCAGCUGAUACCAUGCUCAUUGGCAGUAUUCUUUUAAAACAUGAUUUGUAUUUCGUUGUUCUAUCAUCGUUGAUUGAUUCUUAAGAGGAUGAUUUUCAUUUCAUCUUCUAUUCUGAUAUGUUCAUGUUAAUUAGUACAGUCUAACAAGCAAUGUUGGAUCUCAGUUCCCACAAAGAGGAGAGUAUUAUGAUGUGAAAGUAACAUACCAGCUUCCAUGGUUUGAUUACCGAGUUCA